GUCAGGGGGAGGAGAGGCAAGGGAGUGGAGCGAGAAGACGACAGGAGGAGAUCCACAGGGUGACCAGUUUAAGCGGACCAUCCUCGGACAGGCUUCAUGGUCCUCCACCCUGGCCGCUCCGACCGACUACCACCACGGAUCGGAUCGCGCGCUGCGGUGCUGUCGGCGAAUAGACACAGAAGAUGAUCACGCAGACCCAGCAGAAGCCUUGGAGAUAGGCCUGGCAGCAGAGACUGGUCUUCUCAUUAACCUUGGUCUCUGAUCACUGACUCUGGCAUAAACAUCUGGAGCGUUCUGAAGUGGCCGCUGCACCUUUUGACCUGAUCCAGUCAUUUCCACGCUGCCGCCCUGCAGUGUGGCCUCUACAUACCCCUCAAUUCUUCAAAAUAUCAACCAGAGGGAUAAAUGAGUGAACCGACUGGAAGAAAAAGGGCUGGGACAUGUACCAGAACCCAAACAGAAUGUCCUGGUUCAGUGGUUUCCUAGUCGCCAGAGUGGAUGACCGCAAGACUGCGUGGGGGGAGCGCAAUGGCAAGAAGUCCAAACGGAAGGGAGGCUCAUCUCUCUGCAACCCACGUUACAUGAGCUGUCUGCGGGACCCAGAUGCUAUGGAGCCCCCCUCUGGAGCCCCCCUCCAUCAGCACCACCGCGGAGGGGUGGCGGGGGCAGUGGGAGGUGGUGGCAACUUUGGUGUCCGUUGCGGAUGGCAAGAGGACCACUAUGGCAAAAGGGGAGGGGCCCCCGGAGAAGGGGUGGGGCUGAAAUCGGUCGACUUGGGUUUUGAGGAUGGAGAAUUAAAAGGGAGGAAAGGGGGAUGUAACGGAGGAAGUGGGGACAUGGGUGAUGAGGGUCCCAAUGGCGCAGCAGGGGUGGUGACGGCUGCGGACUGCUGGCUCAGGGUGGUGCGAGUGUUCCAGUCGAAAAAAUUCCAGUCUCGUAAACUGGAGCGCCUUUACCAGCGUUACUUCUUUAGGCUGAACCAGAGCUCCUUGACAAUGCUAAUGGGGGUCCUGGUGAUCGUGUGCGGCAUCAUGCUGACCUUCCACUGUGUCCACGCCCCCCCUCACGUGGCCUACUCGUCAGCCCUUUCUGUGGCAAUGGCCCUCUUCAUGGCUCUAAUGGUAGUGUGCAACCGCAACGGCUUCCACCAGGACUACAUGUGGAUGGUCAGUUACCUGGUGAUUGGCGUCUUGGUGUCGGUACAGGUGUUCGGGGUGCUCAUGGUGGCCCCUCGGAGUGCUUCAGAAGGCAUCUGGUGGUCUGUGUUUUUCAUCUAUAUCAUCUACACACUGCUGCCUGUGAGGAUGAGAGCGGCAGUGCUAAGUGGAGCGGUGCUGUCCGUCAUACAUGUGGUCACCACCUGGCAGAUCAACCAGGAAGACAAGUUCCUCUGGAAACAGGUGAGCGCUAACGUCCUGAUCUUCCUCUGCACUAACAUCAUUGGAAUCUGUACCCACUACCCCGCUGAGGUUUCCCAGAGACAAGCCUUCCAGGAGACCAGAGGAUACAUCCAGGCCAGACUACACCUACAGAGGGAGAAUCAACAACAGGAACGUCUGUUGCUUUCAGUGUUGCCAAGGCACGUUGCCAUGGAGAUGAAGGCUGACAUCAAUGCCAAGAAGGAAGACAUGAUGUUCCAUAAGAUCUAUAUCCAGAAACAUGACAAUGUCAGUAUUCUCUUUGCAGACAUCGAGGGUUUUACCAGCCUGGCGUCUCAGUGCACGGCUCAGGAGCUGGUCAUGACACUCAAUGAACUCUUUGCCCGUUUCGACAAACUGGCAUCAGAGAACCACUGUCUACGCAUUAAAAUUUUGGGUGAUUGUUAUUAUUGCGUGUCGGGGCUGCCUGAACCCCGGGCUGACCACGCCCACUGCUGUGUAGAGAUGGGCGUAGACAUGAUCGAAGCCAUUUCGCUCGUGCGAGAGGUGACGGGGGUUAACGUCAACAUGCGUGUGGGCAUUCACAGUGGACGUGUGCACUGCGGCGUGCUGGGACUCAGGAAGUGGCAGUUUGAUGUGUGGUCAAAUGACGUCACACUGGCCAAUCACAUGGAGGCGGGAGGCAAAGCAGGGCGAAUCCAUAUCACUAAAGCCACCCUCCAGUAUCUGAACGGAGAUUAUGAGGUGGAGCCUGGCUUUGGUGGUGAGAGGAACGCAUAUCUGAAGGAGAACAGCAUCGAGACAUUCCUGGUCCUUGGAUGCAGCCAGAAACGGAAGGAGGAGAAAGCGAUGAUGGCGAAAAUGCAGCGGACGAGGGCCAACUCUAAUGAGGGGCUGAUGCCACGCUGGGUCCCCGACAGAACCUUCUCCAGGACCAAAGACUCCAAAGUCUUCAGGCAAAUGGGGAUUGACGAGGCCUCCACUAAAGACAACCGUGGCGUUCAGGAGGCCAUGAACCCAGAGGACGAGGUAGAUGAAUUUCUGGGACGAGCCAUUGACGCUCGCAGCAUCGACCAGCUACGAAAAGACCAUGUUAAGAAAUUCUUGCUCACCUUCCAAACCUCCAGCUUGGAGAAAAAGUACUCCAAGAAGGUGGAUGAUCGUUUUGGAGGCUACGUUGCCUGUACUUUACUAGUAUUCUGCUUCAUAUCCUUCAUACAGAUUGUUAUUUUCCCACACACCCCAGUCAUGCUGGGAAUCUACAUCAGUAUCUUCAUCAUACUCGCCAACAUCCUGUUCAUCUGUGCCAUAUAUUCUUGCAUCAAGCUCUUUCCAGGUGCAAUGCAGACUGUUUCAAAAAAGAUUGUCCAGUCUCGCACCAACAGCACCCUGGUUGGAGUAUUUACCAUCCUCCUUGUCUUCAUCUCUGCCUUUGUCAAUAUGUUUGCCUGUGACACUCGGAGCUUGGCGGAAUGCGUUGCUGAGAAGCUGAACACAUCUGCAGCCUCAGUGACGCCGUGUCUGAUCCGCAGCUUGAAUGUGUCCGUUGAAGGGGGUCUAGAAAUCUGUCCCAGCCAAGGCCCCUCCUGUCCCUUUCCUGAGUAUUUCAGCUACAGUGUGCUGCUGACGCUGCUGGCCUGCUCAGUGUUUCUGCAGAUCAGCAGCAUAGGGAAGCUGGCCCUCAUGCUGCUCAUCCAGCUCACCUUCCUGCUGCUGGUGGAGUGGCCACAAGUAGCACUAUUCGACAACGCAGACCUCUUUGUCACCUCUAAUGCCAUUGAUUUAAAUGAAACUAGUGCUCAAUGGUCCAGUUUCAAUGAAACUACUUACCAGUGCCCAUUUGGUGUGACCAAAGUGUCCCUGAGGGUCAUGACUCCAGUGAUCCUCACUGUCUUUGUCCUGGCACUGUAUCUGCACGCCCAGCAGGUUGAAUCGACUGCAAGGCUUGACUUCCUGUGGAAAUUACAGGCCACAGAAGAGAAAGAGGAAAUGGAGGAAUUGCAAGCCUACAAUCGUCGCCUCCUCCAUAAUAUUCUGCCUAAAGACGUAGCCGCUCACUUCUUGGCACGUGAACGGCGUAAUGAUGAGCUGUACUAUCAGUCCUGUGAGUGUGUGGCCGUCAUGUUCGCGUCCAUCAGUAAUUUCUCAGAGUUCUACGUCGAGCUGGAGGCCAAUAAUGAGGGAGUGGAGUGUCUCCGCCUGCUCAAUGAGAUAAUCGCUGACUUUGAUGAGAUUAUCAGUGAAGAGAAGUACAGGCAGCUAGAGAAAAUCAAGACCAUUGGUUCUACAUACAUGGCCGCCUCUGGUCUCAACGACUCCACAUACGACAAAGAGGGCCGUACCCAUAUUACUGCACUGGCCGAUUAUGCCAUGAGACUGAGGGAGCAGAUGAAAUACAUCAAUGAGCAUUCCUUCAACAACUUCCAGAUGAAGAUAGGUCUGAACAUUGGACCAGUGGUAGCAGGGGUUAUUGGGGCACGGAAACCUCAGUAUGACAUCUGGGGAAACACAGUCAAUGUGGCCAGUCGUAUGGACAGCACAGGUGUACCUGACCGCAUACAGGUGACUACAGACCUCUACCAGGUGCUUGCAAUUAAAGGGUACGUGUUAGAGUGCCGCGGGGUGGUAAAAGUCAAAGGUAAAGGGGAGAUGACGACCUACUUCCUCAACGACGGACCGCCCAACAGUUAGCAGCCGUGGCUACAGCAGUUACUGGGAAGAUCCCCACUGCAAGGACCCAGCACCACUGAGCGAGGACUCACAGUCUGAGCAAAUGGCUAAAAACUGAAGCCGCCAUCACUUGAAUCCCAAGCAAAGAGGACAAAAAACUUAUAAGACUUCAAAACGGAAAGUGUUCUUGAUGAGAGGAAAAUGUUCUCGUUCGACAGCCAUUUUGGCCCACGUACAUGUUGAAGGACAAGUGUUUUUCUCAUGUCUAGCCUCUCUCUCAGGCUUCUUGAAAGAUGCAACGUCUGUUUAUUUAAAACAACGCCUUUUAGCCUGUGUCAAAAGAAGAUUUAUGCUGUACAUAAGGCUACUUUUUGUUUCACUUUGUCUUUUUUUUUUCUGGUAAUUUUUAUUUCACAUGAAUUAUGAACAGGUACUCAUAUUUUAUUUCCAGAUUAAUUAUUUAUUUUGAUCUUGAUGUUUUGUGCAAAAGGUCCUUUAUGAAAAAGUGUGAAUACAUACAUGCACAAAUAUCCAGUUUAUUACACGUUUCUAAGUGUGUAUGUACAUGCAUAUUUGUGUGUGUAUGAAUAUAUGUAUAAACUGAGGAGGAAUAUAUUGACCAAAGACUAAAGUAUUUACUAAAAGCAAGGCAAGACAUGCUUGAUAUGUUCUCGUUCAAGUCAGCAAUGAUCACAACCUGUUUUUUUAGGCAGCAGGCCUGUGCCCUUUGUUUGUUUUUGCCCAAAAGCUGCCAGUAAAGGCCGCUUCAUUGUUUUCAUAAAAUAUGUACAAUUUAUUAAUUACUUUUGUCUGUUAGUCAGGCAACACAGAGCUGAUCACAUUACCUAAAUUAACAGAUUGCCCUCAGCCUCUAGGCAAAGAUGACUAAGGAUGUAAGUAAAAGGUGAUACCUUAAAAGAUAUUUUUAUGUCCAGAUUCUGAGGAGUACCGGCUCCAGUUAAGAUUAGGAUCCUCUUCAUCCUCAUUUCAUGUCAGAUUGGUUCCUUAGAGCUUGAGCAGCCCUUAUGCAGCUGGUUUCAGCCGUAACAGUAUGUCGACUGCUCCUUCCCCUUUCAGAAAAGUAUUUUUAGUGCAAAUGGAAGAUGAAGGAACAUAGAUCAACAAAUUGUUCCAGAACCAUCAGGGGGAAAACCUCGGGUUUCAGUGCGGUGGUACCACACAGACUAAUUCUUCUAUGAAGAAGAAAUAGAUGAAGGAAAGAAAUAUAUAUUGAUUUUGACUGAAUACUGUGCUUUGUAAUUCUGAAGGGGCAUAACUAUUUUCACUGUGAGGUUUUUAUGAUACAACAAAACUGCUUUCUUGCCAAACAUAACCGCUUUGAAGCAUGUCUGACUGUGGUAUCUUGUUUUCAUUUUUGUUUGUUUUAACGUAGAGUAUUUUGUAUCACUUCCGUACCCAUCAUUUGUAUAUUCUUAAUGUUGUUAUUAUUAUUAUUAUUAUUAAUUAUUAUUAUUAUGAUUCUGAUUAAUUAUUAUGCUUAUUAUGAUGAUUCCAUUCCAGUGAAAAGGAUCAAAGACCAGCACGCUUUCCUGUAAAAUGCCAGUCGUAAAGCUCAAGCUCACUGGUACCAACUGAUCAACUGCAGCCAAUGAAUUCUGCUGUUAACUCCUGAUGUACAAAAAUACAGUAUUUCAGCUGGCAAUAGGUGUGAUCAUGUAUAGUAAAUAAUAACCAUAAGCUGCCUUUGCAGCAGAACCCAAGCGGUGUAUGCUCACAUAAGCAUAGCAGUAAAUACACACAAAUACAGAUGAUUCACUGUGCUUUUUUAUUUAUGCCACUACUGCAGUAUUGUAAAUCUCAGUCAGGCUUUAAGGUGGUUUCUUCCUUCCACACAUUAAGCUUCUCAUUGGUACAAAGAACAGUACACAACCCCAUCUAUGGUGUAUGACAUGAGGAGAACAGGGCAGAAUUAGUAGGCCUACAUACAUGAUAAUUAUUACUUUUUCCCCACUCAGUCUUUCAGCAAAAAAUGGGAGCACUAACUGCUGAGUUUGAUUGCCUUAAGUUAUUAUAUAACAAAUCAUAAUAUGACACUAAACAGGAACUGUGCCUGCUUGCACUGUCUGGACUGCUGAUGCUUAGAUGAAGAGAAAGGGAUAAGGGCUUGUCAAGAGGAAAUUUCAAUAACAUUCUCAUCAUCACAAUUAUCUUUGUUUCUCCGACUUUGCUCUUUGUAAUUGGGAGAAUCAGCCCUGACUUCGCUCUUCCACCACACUCAACUCAAUGGCAACCAACAGUUGAUCAUGUUUGUACCAAAGCCAGCUCACGCAGCCUUGUGCUAUUGGUCCCUUCUGUGCAAUGAUAUUUGGCCUUGGGCAUAGUGGGAGCAUCAGAGGACAGUAAUGUAACGGAGAUCACCAACUAACACAUGAACUGUGACCAAUGAAGAGUGAUUCAUAUAAGCAAAGAAUUUAUAGAAUGGACAAGAGUUUAUAAAAUGUGCAUUGUAUGUAUUCUAUUUCUAUUGGCUGUCCAUAGACUUGUGUUGAUUGUUAACUCUUGGGAUGUUUUCGGGGAACAGGAGACAGGAAGAGGGUUUGUCCCCAUACUACUGAAACAGUGUUUUGCUCAGGCCUGAUGAAUCCUUCUGUAUUUGUUUUGUUUUAUUUGUAUUUUCCCUGAGUUGAAGGAGUUGAAGGGGGAGUGUUUUGCAAAGUUGAAGGACAAGAAGAGUUGAGGACUAUGACAAAGAGAAAAAUAACAUUUCCCCUUGAAGAAAAAAUAAAAAAAAAAUCAAUGGC
Sphaeramia orbicularis (orbiculate cardinalfish) is the source of this 6811-nucleotide messenger RNA. RefSeq names its product adenylate cyclase 6a (gene adcy6a). Gene Ontology annotation, molecular function: adenylate cyclase activity. Bases 441 to 4070 code for a protein of 1209 amino acids. The transcript has 24 exons. NCBI's taxonomy places the organism in Eukaryota, Metazoa, Chordata, Actinopteri, Kurtiformes, Apogonidae. Gene Ontology annotation, cellular component: plasma membrane. Gene Ontology annotation, biological process: intracellular signal transduction; adenylate cyclase-activating G protein-coupled receptor signaling pathway; cAMP biosynthetic process. The record is from RefSeq and is a predicted model, not a curated record.